GUCCGCUCUGUCGCGCGCGUACAUACGUGCGCGCCGAUCGAUAAACACAACAACGUGAAAAUAAUUCCAGUCCAGUCUCUCCUCCGGUCCUCCACACGGAUCCUCCGAUUGAUCGCGCGACAUUCAGGCCCGACACUCGCACAAGUCGAGAGGAGGGGAGUCGCGUUGUUAUCGCGGGGGGGGAAGGAAAAAAGCACACGAGAGAGAUUCAUCGGCGCGCGUUACGUUUCGCCGGUACGAAAUUCGUUUCCGCGGCGCGGUGCACGCGACUCGAAUCAAAUCGCGCGGAGCACGGCGGCGCUUGGAUCGACGAGAAGGUCCCGGGAUCCCGUGGAGAUCUCUAUCGUCCCUAUCGUCCUGCCAAGAAUUAUUCGAAGAAUAAUUGCACCCGUUUGAGGUCAAGGAGAGUAACGGAGAGAAAGGUAGAGUGUGGAAGUAAAGUGCGCGAGGAAAGAAGCGGAAGGAUCUGCCACGAGGGGUCACGAGGAAAGAUGUGGCGAUUAAGGUUUUGGAUUUACGUGCUGGUGGUAGCGAUAUCAUUGGCGCAAGUGAGGAGGGUCGUCGCCUGUUCUUGCAUGAAUAGUCAUCCUCAGACGCUGUUUUGCAAUUCAGAUUUCGUCAUUCUUGUAAGAGUGAAGAAGAUGACGAACGUGAACGAAUUCGAAACUGCGUACAACGUGAAAGUGAAUAAAUUCUUCAAGGCGAACAAGACAACGUAUCCCGCGCUGAGGAAAAAUAUUUUAUGGACCGCGUCCUCGGACUCCAUGUGUGGAGCACAGCUUAAAGUUGGAGAAACGUACGUUGUGAGCGGACGCGUGAUUUACGGUGAUAAGGCGCAUAUAUCAUCGUGUGGAAUAGCGAUGCCUUGGCGUUUUGUGACGAGCAGACAGCGGAAGGGCUUCAGGCAUUUAUAUCAUUCCAGUUGUAUGUGCAAAGUUCGUUACACACCUUGGUGGAUCAAAGGUAUAACUUUGGAGAACACAGACGGCACGGAAUGCCUGUGGGAGAGCAGGCCAGGUCCCGAGGAGUGUCAAAAAGAUUUCGGCAUCUGCAUGUACAGAGAAUCUGGAUGCUAUUGGACACCCUCGGUGCCUUACAAAAACUGCAUCAAGAAGUAUCAGCUGGAACGCGAGCAGAAAAGAGCGCGAGAACCUUAAUAUAUUCUUCCGUUUCGAUUCAAUACGAAAGUAGUCUGUGGUUGAAUGAAAGAUUGAUUGAUCACGAUGGCGAAAGGGAGAGAGAGAGAGAGAGAGAGAGAGAGAGAGAGAGAGAGAGAGAGAGAGAGAGAGAGAGAGAGAGAGAGAGAGAGAGAGAGAGAGAGAAAGAGAGAGAAAUCGACGUUGUUCGUACACGUAACACGUUUCGAUUUACGAUCUAUUUGUAAAAUUUCGCGAGAUUCCUGGAAGAAUUUUUGUUUAUAUCGUUGGUAACGUAGAGAGAUAGAGAGAGUAUCAACACGCAGCAAACUCGUCGCUGUGCGUGGUAAAUUAAUGCUAAUUCUUUUAUAUAUUUAUUUAAGUCGAUUAAUCGACGAUAGUGAUCGAAGAAACAUUUGUAACAAUUCAGAAGAAUUCAGAAGCGUUCGAUCGAUGAAAGUCAACGUUUUGAUUGAAAAUUAUAUGUAAAUUUAAAAAUCUUUUUUUACUCUUUAAACUCUCGAUUGACUAACUAUUCAGUAAUGGUUUUUUAAUUGUCAAUUGAAAGAGUAUAAAGAGUAUAAAGAGAUUCUUGAACAAUUGUGCGACUUGUAUUAUUAAUCAAAUGCUUCUGAAUAUGCUUUCAAUCAAGUAACUCGAAAACUUUGCAAGUCAAAUUGUAACGAUUCGAAGACGUUGGCAUUAAUUUCUCAAUAACGUGGCGUUUUUCAUUUCAGCAUCGCGCCAUGCUCUAUUUAUUGUUCUAUCAGAAGUAUUAUUAACCGGGUGAACGUUGUGUGGACGAGUACAAAAAAAAAAAAAAAGAAUUGUUCGUUAAUUAAACAGCGAAGCAGCGGAAUGAUUGAAAAUUAUACGCAGCCAACCCGGAAGCCGUUGUUCAAGGGCACUACGUGAAUCGUACCGACUCUUGAGACUGCUUGCAUUUUCAUGAGAAUUUUUACUUCGUUACUACGUUUCGAGGUUUGUUGCAUCGCAUUUUUGUAUCAUUGUGGAUUCCUCGUUAAUAAUUAUUUAUUUCGUUGACCUCUUUUCACAUCUGAAUAAUAAACGUCGUUAAUAAUGUAUUCGACGUUUAUUUAAUCGGCGUUAAGGAAGAUUUACAUUUACAAACGAUUUUUUUUUUUUUUUUUUUUUUUUUUUUAAGUAACAACGCUUCGUUUAAUUGAUUUUCACAGCAACCUCGACUGAGUUUCGUUUCGAAAUCUGAAAUAAGCAAGUAAUAACAAAAGAUUGGCCAUCUCUUUUUUUAGUUGUACAUAUUAGGCUAUUGAUGUAUAUUAUACAUUUUUAAAUUAUUCUCACUUUCAUCUCGUUGUACGUAGCUUUGCUCUUUUUUUUUUUCCUUUUUUAUAUAUAUAAGAAGCUGCUAGAAAGUAUUUAAUUUUUAGCGAAUCCUUGUAUAGGUCAGUGAAUAUUGAAAUAACGUAAUCUAUGUUUUCUAAAAAAAAAAGAGAAAAAAGAAAAAAAGAUAAAUUUUAUUUAAAAGAAGGAACAUAAUUCCUUGAAAGAAACGGAGAAAGUCCAGAUUUAUUUCAUGUUAUCUCAGAUUAUGUUAUCUCGUUAUUCGAAGGAUAGCACAAAGAUGCUAAGCGUCGUUAUUAGAAAUGUUACAAAUCAAGUUGGGUUUCUCUAACCUUAUGUAUCCGAGCACGAUCGUUAUAUUGUUUCUUGCCUGAUGGGGACAAGAGAACGUAGACGACCCCCUUCACGUGGGUUUAGAACUUUAGUACAAAAGUGGUAAAAGCGCGCGACACGGCGGAAGAAUUAGCCUGGAUUUUCCUAGCUUGAGGACGUAACACCGAACGAUGUAUGUUCUUAGUCUUUUAUUAGUUCUUCCAUUUGAUAACUUUUGUAAGUAUUAUAAUAUUUGAAACGAGAAAUGGGAAAAAAAAAAUAAAACGAGAAACGUAUAAUAAUAA
Molecule: messenger RNA, 3076 nt
Organism: Apis laboriosa (Himalayan honeybee)
Lineage: Eukaryota; Metazoa; Arthropoda; Insecta; Hymenoptera; Apidae
Gene: Timp
Product: metalloproteinase inhibitor 3
Exons: 5
Coding region: 492-1157 (221 amino acids)
Biological process (GO): negative regulation of membrane protein ectodomain proteolysis; negative regulation of endopeptidase activity
Cellular component (GO): extracellular matrix
Molecular function (GO): protease binding; metalloendopeptidase inhibitor activity
Source: RefSeq, a predicted model, not a curated record